UUGCGGGAAAGGGGGAGAGAGCGAGCAGCUAUAAAGAUCCUCUUUUUGAAGAGUAAUCAUCUGAGAAUCAUGUCACAAUCUGACAGAUCUCCAAGUAAAGCUGAUGAGGACAAAGGAUGAAGCAGGGCAGGGCACCUGGAGAGGUAGAGGAGGAAUAUAAUGAAGUUGAGUGGGAAAGGACUGUUUGCCAUCGUAUCCAGCUGCCUCCUCUUCGCCUGUGGCGUGAGCACCGUUGCAGUCGGAAUCAAAUGCUUCUUGCUGGGAACAGAAGUGAAAGGGGAUUUUCACCUGGGAACCGCGGCAGGGGCGUUUUAUUCCGGACUGCUUAUCUGCCUUGGGCAAGUGCUGCUCGGGGCUGCCUUGGUCUGCUGCAAAGGAAAACCGAGGAGUCAGAAUUUCUUCCUGCUGGGUGUCUUGGUGUUUAUGCUGGGAGUCCUUACUGCCUUCUCGGGAGCAGUUAUAGAUGGAGACACUGUGUCCCUGGUGGAGGGGAAGCAUUCCCAUUACUGUCUGAACUCGCCAAACCCAAUCUGUGACAAACUAAAGGAUUACCAAAGGAGCCUGGUUAUAUCCACUAUCCUUAACACCUUGGAGUGCCUACUUGGGCUUAUAAACUUGAUUAUCAUGAAGAGGUACAAAUCAGCUCAGUUCUACAGAGGGAGACACUCGUCUCAGAGACAAAGCGUCGGGGCUAUACUUUUUAAUGAAGAGCAGGACUUUUCAAUUCGGGAAUUUCCAUUCCAACCUGUUUCUUAUAUUAAUAUUGCAGUUUUUCACGUUUUUGACGAAGCAGAGUUAGAGGUACAAUGUAGAGGCCACCCCUCUAUUGAGUUACCCGGCUAUUCGCCAUCAGAUCCAGAGCUAACCCGUUCAUACCCCUUUUCUUACCCACUUCCAAACGAGCUGCCACCCGCAUACGAAGAGAUAUUUUUCGAGGGAAACUAACAACAAAUAGCAAAAGAGGAAUUGCAAAUUGAGUCUAAUCCGCAGUGACAGUCAGUAGCUCUCCAGGAGGUUUGGAACUCUUGCCUCUAGAAGUGGUAAUGUCCACACAAUUUGCUUAAAAGUCAUGUUAUUUUUCUCUCAACUUAAAAUGCUGCAGUACAUAGCGUUGUUGGGUUAGCCAGACUGAAUGGUAAACAUGCAUAUGGCUGUUGAAUGUUUUAUUUUGGAGCAAAUUGUGGGUAUACCAAAUACGUAGAAAAAAAGACCAUUUCAUCUACAGCAGUAAGAAAUACUUUAGUAUUAAAUAUAAUUUAUUUGAACACACACAGGUACUGCAAAGUACGGGUCUGCUCACUUUAUUCUUACUUUAAUUCUGAAUAUCCCUGGACAAUUUGUUUAUGUAGAUUAUAGAGGUUUCUAAAAUAAAUGUCUAACCUUUUGAAGUGAUGGUUACUGUGCAAAAAAGAUAAUAUUUAUUCUCACUUCAAUAUUUGGCUAGGUAGCCCUAUAGGACAGAUAACAUGUAUAGAUUUAAAAUACUAACUAGAAAAUCAAGACUCACAAGUGUACUGGGUGUAACUUAUUUUACUUAUGACGUUUUCGCAUUUAUAAUUUCUUAUGUGGGAAUAUUGCACACAAUAUCUGCAAACAUUUUAAUCAGCAAUGUUUCAAUAUUUGACACAAUUAUGUAUUGCUUAUUAUUAUAACUUAAUUGUUUAUCAAAAUGGUAUAGGAUUUCUAUUACAGCCUAUAUAUUUUUUGAAUAUUUGGUUUAAUACAACAUUUCUCAAAAAUGUUGCAGCAUUUGAUUGCAAAAAAAAUAGUAGCAUAAUAGACUACCAAAUGUCUUGAACCUUAUUCAUUUUUAUUCUAACUAAUAAGGUCGUCAGAACCCUGUUAAUUUCGAUCUUGAACACGUUUGCACCAAUACUGAUGCAGUAGUACUGAAUUUAGUCCCUUUGAAGGUAUUGAAACUAUAGCCUGCCCUACACUAUUGAAGACAAUUCUUUUCCAUCUUAAUUACCAGAUUAAUCUGAGUUAAAAGAAGGUUGUUGUAUUAUCUGAGUUAUUCUGUGCACAUUUAUUAUGUGUACAUUUAUUUUGUAAUAAUACAUUAGAACUUAUUGAUAAAAUAAUUAUAUACAAAUGUAUUUGCACCUUAGUUUUUUAACUUUUAGCCCUUGAUCUAAUGUUUGCAAAAGUAACACACCUGCAAACAUCAACAAAAAACAAACAAACAAACAAAAACAUAAAAAAAAAAAAAACGACCUUAUACUAUGGAAGGUGAGCUUCUCAAAUCCUGAAAAAUACAAAAAUAAGGAUACAUAUUUUUUUGUGGUGAAGUUACUGGAUAAAACCAGUGUGGGUGUGCUUUUUAAGAAUAAAAAAAAAAACUCUUUGAAAAUGGAGAGAUAAAGACUGUACUUAUGUUCUUGCCUUUCUUUUCAACCCUCAACAGAACACCCGGAAAUUAAAUAACUUAAAUAUUGUUCUUCCAAUAAGGUGUGGGGCCUAUGGGCAGCCAGGACGAGUCUGAAAGGUGAACACACAAUAUCUUUUUAAUUUGCAUAAUACAUAAACCAGUCAUCAAUCUUGUGUCCUCUGUAUGUAUUUAAAUAAAACUACAAAUGUUGACAGUGUUUUCAAUACUGUACUUCGUCUACCAAUAUGGGUUGCAUUCACACCCCAAGGCAACAUUAUUGUUUGAAACUGACUUGAUCAUACCAGUUGUAUCAGAAUUAUAUUUGACAAGUACACAAAAAAAAACCCCAUCAUAUGCUGUUGGGGUCUGUGUUCUGUUGAGGGUUAAUUAUCAUAAAACCAAAGUUUUUAUUAGUGCUUAUAAUUAUCUAGCUGGACCUACUUUAACAAAAUGAUAAUGAUAAUUCAACUGUGGCAUAGUUUCAUGUGUGUACCGUCCAUAUGAUUGCAAUGCGUUGGCCAUGCUUUCAGCUCCUUCCAAUGCAAUUUAAUUUUGUGAAAUCAAACACUGCUGAAGCUGUCAGUCCUUUCCCGUUUUAGAAUUACACUGCUAGGCCAGCAUACAAAUUGUGACUGUAUUAUGAUGUAUUCACUUUAGCCCUGAUAAGUUCCCUUUAAUAGUUAUGUCACUUUAAAAUUGAAUUAAAUAAAAAAAAUAAAACAUCAAUGGUAUAUUCAAAACACUAAAAACUAUUUUUGGAUCAUUCAUCCAACUUUCAAUACCUUCUUUUUGACUCCUGCUCUGAAGACUAGUAUGUGUGUGCAUUUUUGUGCUGUAUAUUUACUAAAAGGUUUGCUAUUAUAAAACAUGCAGUACAUUAUUAUUUGCAGCAUUUUACUUAGUGCUUGGUAUACAAAAUGCUUGUUCUUGGUCUUGGU
Messenger RNA from Acipenser ruthenus (sterlet), 3306 nucleotides. RefSeq names its product transmembrane protein 271-like. The transcript has a single exon. The coding region runs from base 160 to 945 and encodes 261 amino acids. NCBI's taxonomy places the organism in Eukaryota, Metazoa, Chordata, Actinopteri, Acipenseriformes, Acipenseridae. The record is from RefSeq and is a predicted model, not a curated record.